This is a messenger RNA of Papilio polytes (common Mormon), 788 nucleotides long. RefSeq lists its product as uncharacterized. The transcript is spliced from 3 exons. Bases 33 to 788 code for a protein of 251 amino acids. NCBI's taxonomy places the organism in Eukaryota, Metazoa, Arthropoda, Insecta, Lepidoptera, Papilionidae. The record is from RefSeq and is a predicted model, not a curated record.
UUUUACACUUUUGUGUCUACUUAAGUGUAAAUAUGUAUUGUGAUUAUUUGGUUUUACUUUUUCUUGGGUUCGCGGCAAAAGAUUCGGAACACGAGUCCGGCGAGGAUGUCGGUAACAAAAUAUCUAAUGUAUUGAAAGAAGUAUCUAAAUAUUGUAAAGGUGAAACAUACCAUGGCCCUCCCUACCUUCCACCACCACCACCGACACCACCAACCGAACCAUCGUAUGAUUUUGACAAUCACUUUGUUUAUCAAGAACCUGAGAGUAUUUAUAAAGACCUAAUCCACCCGAUGGAAUAUUACCCUUAUAGAGUUGAUGAUUAUCUUGAAGAACAUCGUGUACCACACCAUGGGGUACCGUUCCAAUACGAUUCUGCAAAUGUCACUCCCAGUAGACGUAUGCAAAUCCUGCAACAGCAAUACGGCGAACUGCCAAUUGUAUCUGGUACUAACGAAUUAGUGAAGGUUGUGAAUAAUAAUCAAGUAGCUAUGGUUAGAAUACCGGAACCGGUAGUUAUGAAUCUGGUGACACCGGACCAGCUGUCAGUGUUGUACCAGAAAAAUCAAGCGUUCGAUGUACCGUCAACUGAUCCAUCGAUGCCAAGGUUGAUCGCGAUGACAACGAGAGUUCUGUCUUCCAUUUUAAAAGCAAAGAAGAGAUUCCACAACGUGAUCGACCACGGCGUCGCUGGCGCGGAGAACUUAUUCGGAGGUAUACAUGAAGCUGCCGGCGGUAUCGCGGAGCUCAUUGGAGGCGGCGCGCACGGACUUCUAGACUUGGUAGUUUAG